Molecule: messenger RNA, 2906 nt
Organism: Caenorhabditis elegans
Lineage: Eukaryota; Metazoa; Nematoda; Chromadorea; Rhabditida; Rhabditidae
Gene: gldi-8
Product: C2H2-type domain-containing protein
Exons: 3
Coding region: 1817-2755 (312 amino acids)
Source: RefSeq, marked reviewed
UGGAUUUUUUCAACAAAAAAUUCCCCCGAAAUCAAAAUUUUUUCCCAUUUUCCCCUCAAUAUUAGUACUGUUGUAUAAAUAAACUUGCUCUCUCUCUCUCUCUCGAAAUCUCCUACUAUUAUUUUUUUAAAAGAUUUUUCCAACAAAAAUUCAAAAAACCACACAAACGACCUCUCUGCACGCGGUAAUCCUCUCUCUUUUUGUCCCCCAUUUUCUCUGUUUCUCUUUUUUUCUAUCCCCUAUACCUGUGAUUGGAAUAUCCCAUUUUUCCAGCAACAAACCAGCAAAAACAAAAAAAAAAAACUUGAAGAAUUUCAAAAAAAAAAUGACAAAAAAAUCAUAAAAAUCAAAAGAACCUACAUUUUUGUUGCAUUUUAUAGACACACACACGCACACACACAAGCAAACAGACAUAAAAAUUCAAAUUUUUCGAAAAAUUAAAAAAAAAAAAAAAUUUCCCUCCCAAGGCCACCUGGGCGCCAAAAAGAUAGUGGGUGGCCAUGAAAAGUGCAAUACUUUUUUGAAAUAAAAAAUAGUGUGAAUAUCGGAGAGACGCAGAGAAGAAAGGUCGAAAAAGUGAAAAAAGAAGAAUUCUUUGUUCCCUUUCGUUUUUCCAAUCCAAUUGAAUAGGACUUUGAGAUUACUGUAGUCCAAAACUAAGGUCCCCGGGGGUCUCGACACGAAAAUUGUUUUUGUUAAAUGCGGAAAAAGGUAUGCGCCUUUAAGGAGUACUGUAGUUUCAAAAAAUUUGGUUUUUUCUCCAAAAACAGUUUUAAAAAAAUCGAAUUUUUUUCUUUCUCCAGUCUAAAAAUGUGUUUUUAAAGGUGCACAAUAUUUUUCAGAUGGGUAUCGGCGCGCAAAAAAAGUUAAUGGUAAUAGUUUCUUCAAAAUUAUAUGCGGUUUUCAGAGAAAUUUUGAGUUUUUCUUUUAAUUAUAUCAAAUAUUUGGACGAAAAUUUAAAGGAUUAAUGCACAGAUCCAUUUUUUCUUCCUUUUUUUACUAGAAAAACUAUGUAAAAUUUUUUUUUUAAAUCGCAAUUUUCUCCAGGUAUACGGUAAGCAAGUCCGCAAACACCGAAGCAUUGCUGCACGCGUCGCACGACCGCGACGCGUCUCCCCCCUCUUUCGUCACGCGCUCAUCGAUUUUCGAAGUGAACACACAACCAGUUUCGUCAAUUUUCUGCGCUAUUUCUUCAUUUUUAAUGGAGAUUUACGAUUAUCCAAUGUCGUACGCUGAUUUAACUCCUGUGACAAGCUGCUCAUCAUCGUCAAAUUCUGAAGCGGACGCUAACAACUUUUCAACGGUUAUCCUUUAUUAAAAAAUGUCAAAUUUCUUUAAAAAUGGCUUUUUUUUCGAUCAAAUCUUGUGUUUUUUCGGCAAACACUAUUCGAAGCCAUUGGGUGUGUCAGUGACAAUGUUUAUCCUCGAACAAAAAUGUAAUUAAACCAAUUAAACCAACCAAAAAAACUAAACUCAAACUUGGGAAAAUUAAACCUACUCAGAUGCUUUAUGCUGAGGUCUUCUCACUACCGCCGACCAAUUUUACUUAUUUUUUUAUUUUCAGAAGAACAAAAAUGUCAAUGAAUUCCAAAAACUCAUUGAAGAAUUGGAAUUUGAGCCGGAAGACCGAAGAGUUCCCGAGGUAGCUGAAGAAGUUGAAUCCGAAGACGAGGAAGAGGAAGAUGUCCAAAUCAAGUAUCCUUACGAACGGAAAGACGCUUAUCAAGACCUCCAAGAAAGGAUCGAGCGCAGGCUAAACGAUUCUGGAGAUGAGAAGCUUGAGCAGAAGGCGAAGGAACUUCAAUCGCUUAUCCGAAUGAGCCAAUCACAAUGGAAAGUCGAGCAAAAGCAACAGCUGGAAGAUUCUCUGUUGAAGCCACACACUGCUGGAUCGAUUUUCACUUGCGUUAUGUGCUCGAAAGCAUUCCCGAACGCUGAAGCUCUCCAGAUUCACACUGAUCAAGUGCAUGAUUUGUCUAGAUUAAAGCAUCGUUGUAAGCUGUGCGGAAAAGCUUAUAAGCGCAAGAAGAACCUUGAUGCUCAUAUGGCCCUCCAUCUCAAGGAAAUCCAAUGCGACAACUGCUCACUGGUCUUUCAAUCUGAAAAAUCGUUGCAAAGUCACAUAAUCCGGCAUCAUCAAGAGGAUGCGGAUGAACUUGAAGUAUGGAAGGCGCCGUGCUCGAUUUGCAAGGAGCUAUUCCCAUCAACAUCUGUCAAAACUCACGAAUGGUACUGCAAGAAUAGGGAGAAAAUUAUUGAAAAACAGCGAGUAUCGAAGAUUCUGAAAGUACAAAGUUUGCCGUCAAGCCCAGCUCUUUCCACCGUCAGUUAUGCAUCAUUCUCAAGCUGUCAGCCUGGGCCAAUCACAAGCCCAGUCUCCUAUAGGGAUAAAUCGUGUCAAGUGUGUGGAGAGAGCUUCGCGAGCCGACAAUCAAUGCUCCGGCAUGUUGGUAGAAAACAUCCAGAUGCCAAGAACGAUCCAAAUGUCACGGCUGUGAGAUACAUUAGCGCUGAAUCGCCCAAGCAUCCAUAUGCUUGCAUUGAAUGCGGAAAACGAUUCACAACGGUCACCGCUUUGUCAACACACAAGGCUCGUGUUCAUUCACAAUCCAAUCGCUUUGAAUGCACAAUUUGCCACAAAUCCUAUCCGGUUCCAUCAGAAUUGAGGAAGCACAUCAAAAGAGUUCAUGAGAAGGAUGCGCCCAAAUCUCGAUCAGCAUUGGAAGAAUUACCGGAAAUGGACGAUAUUUUCUAAAUUUCUCUAGAUUCAAAUGUUCAAGAUUUUGCUGUAAUUUUCCCACCUCCCCCCCCCCCUUUAUUUUCAAAAUACCGGUCCGAACGGGUUCCAACCGAGUUUACUAGAUAUUCAUGUAGAGAUUUCAACACAAUAAAUGAAUUAAAAUGCG